AAAUGCUUCCGUGGCAACCAGCUCCUCCUCUGCCAUCCCCGAAGGCCCUCCUGAGGAACAGGCUCCAAGGCUCUGGUUUUCCUGUUGCCCUCCAAAGGGAAGGUUCCAGGGAGAGCCUGGGGUGGCUGCGAUGGAUCUGGGGUCGGGCAGCAGCCAGGGUGGGGACUCGGAGACCACCUUCCAGCUGUGGCUGCAGCUUCUCCUCUGGGCCCACCUGGCAGUCCGUUUCCUGGGCUACCUGCGCCAAACCCUCUGGGGGCCUAAGCCACAGCCAACACCCUGAUCCUCCCUGGCCAGGAGCAGAUUGGCUCCCUGAUCACCCCCAUCCCACCCCCAUCCCAUCCUCUGCUGGAAGGGGCAGGAAGCAGAGGUGAGUGUGGGGGCUCCUGGCUGCCCCCUCCCACCGUUAUCCCUCUUUAUCUGCCUGCUCUUCCUAGUACUACUUUCCCUCUCCUCCACCCCACCCUCAAAUCUGGCAAGUUGAUAACACUGCCAUAGCACCAGAGUUGAUAUAGCCUGGGCUCUUCCGUGCUUUGUGAGGCCAGAGAAGAGCCUUGCUAGGGGCAAGGGCCCUCUGAAGCCCCUCAGUGGGGUGACAGCAGAUAGCCAGAGCUCACACCCACUGAGUUGCCCACUGCGUCAGGAGCAUUUGGAGAACAAGGGAGGAAGCAGGAUUAGGCAUUCUCUUGGUUUCCUCCCAAGCCCACUCCUCUCUUCCUUCUUUUUGGGUGAGAGUGGAGUCCCAAGAGGGUACCUUCUCCUCACACCUUCAUCCAGAAUUUGGCAUGGAUCUGUUUGGGGGUUUCUGAGGAAGGUGCUGUGUGCUGAGAAGGCUUUGCUAGUGAAAGCAUUGGAGGUGAUUCAAUCCCCAGGCACAGAAAGGUCUCUUGGCCACUUGGCCCUGCCAGGUGCCAGCCUGGGGCUCCUGGCCACUCCAGUGCCUGCCUCCUUUGGGCCUGGGUCACUCUGCAGGGUUCUCCUGGCCAGCAGUGUCUCCUCCAACUGCCACUCUCCUAGCCCCACAGCGGGGGCUAGGGAGCACUGAGGGAGAGCCUUGUGGGCAGUGGGGAGAGCGGGCUGCCCAUGAGGCUGUGAGGGGUUCCUGGCACUGCAUGCAGGUGGGGACAGACAGAUGACAAGCACGGCCAAAGUGUAGGUGUGCAGGGCCAGUGUGAAAACGGUCCCCAAAACAUGGGAGGUUGAGGGCAGCUCUGCUCGAGGCGUCCCUGAUGCAUUGUGACCAGCGCUAUAACCACCGAGUUGGUAGUGACGUGACACAGUUAAUCUCAUGGGCAGCAGGGUCAGGCCCAGUGACUCAGCAUCUGGCUCUCCUCUGGGAGUCUCAGUCUUCUCACCUGUAUAAUGGGAAUAAUAGCUGCUUUUUCUACCCAGCAGGGUCAGAAUUAGCAUAGAAAACGCUCAGCACAAGAUCAAGGAACUGGUGGGGGUUACACAGACAUGUCCGUAACAUAAGACCCCAUAUCGGGCUCUGUAUUUGAGAUUCGAGCACUUGGUCCAUCUCUGUGUAUUUUAUAACUCAAUUUUGAAAAACACUUAAAAGCAGACUUAAUAGCAAACAUUUCUAUAGCACUAACCUAUGCCCGCCACCAUUCAGUCCUCUCUACAAAACAAAAAAAAAAUCCUUUGCUGUCAAGCUGAUUCUGACUCUUAGUGACCCUACAGGACAGAGUAGAACUGCCCCAUAGGGCUUCCAUGGAGCGCCUUGGAUUCAAACUGCCGUCCUUUUGGUUACCAGCUGAACUCUUAAUCUCUAUGUCACCAGGGUUUCCCUCCACAAAGAUGAAUUCAUUUAAUCCUCACAGCCAGUUUUCGAGGUCAUUCCUAUUAUUGUCCCCAUUUUACAGAUGAGGAAAACCGAGGCCCAGAAAGGUGAGGUCAGUUGCCUAAAAUCUCACAGCUCGUCAGGGACCAGGCCUGGAUCUGGACACAAUCCCAGAGUCCUGGCCCUUAUCCAUUUUGCUGGGCUUCCUCUCAGCGUUGGCUAGAACAGCUGCUUUCAAGCCUCACUUUCUUGGGCUGUCAAGUGGGGAGAAUGGGUAAAAGGUUGGCAGGCAAAUCAAACGAGAUGUGUAGAUGAAACAGCCAGCCAGGGCCUGCAGGGGAAGUCUUCAAGGUUAACAGAAGGGUGAUGUUUACCUUGGGGUGCUGUGGGGCCCCUGGGGGCAGGUAUUGGACAAGGUUUUGUGGAGGUAGCUUCCCUUGAACCAGCUAUGAGUCAAGGGCCUUGCCAUAGGCAAAUGCCUGCUGGAAGCCAGGGCAACAGCUGAGUCCCCCAAGGGUGCCUGCUAGCUGAGCCCCGCAAGGGCGCCUGCUACCGGAGCCCCAGAGGCCUCUACCCCAGGCCCAGCCUCCCCAGAGAAGGGGCUGGAGGAGCGGCCAAAU
Messenger RNA from Loxodonta africana (African savanna elephant), 2403 nucleotides. It is a transcript of the gene SMIM46, whose product is annotated as small integral membrane protein 46. The transcript has a single exon. The record is from RefSeq and is a predicted model, not a curated record. Lineage: Eukaryota; Metazoa; Chordata; Mammalia; Proboscidea; Elephantidae. Bases 131 to 283 code for a protein of 50 amino acids.